UUCCCUUUGUUUAAGUUUUUAGAUCUAUUUAUUUCAGAUUCGCUGUUUUUCUGUUUGUUUCUUUGGAUACAUUUUUCUGUAAAUUUCCUCAAUUUUGUGCUUCUGUCAUGUGAUUUUAGUAUCUGUACUAAAUCUCGUGUUGAGUGCAUAUCUUCUGCAUCUUCCCCUUCCCUUCCCUUCUUUGCUAGUGUGAUUUUUUUUUUGUCGUGGGAGUUCGUGUUAAAAGAAGGGAUCUUGGUUUCCAUUUGCCCGCUCAGUGAAUAACUGAAGAUUAAGGUGAAACAUCGAUUUUUUCUGCAGUGCUUGUGGUAUAAAGUUGUGCACCAUUGAUAUGGUCUGGAGUCAUCUGUUGACUCAAGUGUAAAUUUCUUUUAUGCAACCAUAUUAAAGGAUCUAUCCAGUUAGGGCUACAAGAGUCUUGCAGCAAUGUCAUUCCGUAGUAUAGUUCGUGACGUGAGAGAUGGGUUUGGGAGUUUAUCAAGGCGGAGUUUUGAUCUGAGGCUGUCAGGUCAUCAUAGAGGGAAAUCUCAUAGUUCAAUGAGUGAGUUGCAUGACCAGCCUGUGGUCAUCCAGAACAGUUGUUGGGCUAGCCUCCCGCCUGAGUUACUGCGCGAUGUGAUUAAGAGAUUGGAGGCGAGUGAGAGUACUUGGCCUGCUCGGAAGCAUGUUGUUGCCUGUGCUGCUGUGUGCAGGUCAUGGAGGGAAAUGUGCAAGGAAAUAGUUACAAGUCCUGAGUUCUCUGGGAAAAUUACCUUUCCAGUUUCCCUUAAGCAGCCAGGGCCCAGGGAUGGAACCAUUCAGUGCUUUAUUAAGCGGGACAAGUCAAACUUAACUUACCAUCUUUUCCUAUGCCUUAGCCCUGCUUUGCUUGUUGAAAAUGGGAAGUUUCUGCUGUCUGCAAAAAGGACCCGUAGAACUACUUGCACCGAGUAUGUAAUCUCAAUGGAUGCAGAUAACAUAUCAAGGUCAAGCAGCACUUAUAUUGGAAAACUGAGGUCAAAUUUUCUAGGCACCAAAUUCAUAAUUUAUGACACGCAGCCCCCUUACAACAACGCUCAACUUUCCCCACCUGGCCGGAGUCGAAGGUUCUAUUCAAAAAAAGUAUCUCCUAAGGUCCCCACAGGAAGCUACAACAUUGCUCAGGUUACAUAUGAGCUGAAUGUGCUGGGCACAAGGGGUCCACGUAGGAUGCACUGUACAAUGCAUUCAAUCCCUGCCUCAUCGCUUGAGCCAGGUGGUUUUGUCCCAGGCCAACCUGAGCUCCUACCACGUUCCCUUGAAGACUCAUUUAGGAGCAUUUCCUUCUCAAAAUCAAUUGAUAAUUCAACUGAAUUUAGCAGUGCCAGGUUCUCAGACAUUGUUGGACCUCGAGAUGAGGAUGAUGAGGGCAAGGAGAGACCACUGGUUCUCCGGAACAAGCCACCAAGAUGGCACGAGCAGUUGCAAUGUUGGUGCCUAAAUUUUCGUGGAAGAGUGACUGUUGCCUCUGUCAAAAAUUUUCAACUGAUUGCUGCAACGCAACCUGCUGCUGGUGCACCAACACCAUCGCAGCCAGCUCCAUCUGACCAUGACAAGAUAAUUCUGCAGUUUGGUAAGGUUGGCAAGGAUAUGUUUACCAUGGAUUAUCGGUAUCCUUUGUCUGCAUUUCAGGCUUUUGCUAUCUGCUUGAGCAGCUUUGACACGAAAUUGGCAUGUGAAUAGAAAGAAAAGAGACCACGGCAAGACAUAGAAACAUUUAGUAGUUGCUAAGCCUUUUCUUUUCUAGGGUUUCAUAGGAUGGUAGGGUGGGGAGAGAUAAGGGAGGUGUUGCAUGCAGUCACUGUACAACUAACUACUGUCAACUGGAAAGUGCAAAGAACAUCUUCUAUGCACGUUGGAGAGGACUAUUUCGUUUUCUCACCCUUUUACCGCUGUUUUCCUUGCUUUAGUUUGCAUUGAACGGUUCAUUGUGUUCUUAUCUGCUACCAUUUAAGCGUUAACUUUGUACUUUUCACAAGAAAAGUUGAAAAAAGAUUCAAUAUGGAAAGUGUGAUUGACGGCAUCUUUGAACAA
Hevea brasiliensis (rubber tree) is the source of this 2052-nucleotide messenger RNA. Its product is annotated as tubby-like F-box protein 8. The transcript is spliced from 6 exons. The record is from RefSeq and is a predicted model, not a curated record. Lineage: Eukaryota; Viridiplantae; Streptophyta; Magnoliopsida; Malpighiales; Euphorbiaceae. The coding region runs from base 427 to 1701 and encodes 424 amino acids. Gene Ontology annotation, molecular function: protein binding.